This is a messenger RNA of Symbiodinium sp. CCMP2456, 921 nucleotides long. NCBI's taxonomy places the organism in Eukaryota, Dinophyceae, Suessiales, Symbiodiniaceae. The record is from the annotation of a GenBank genome assembly.
CAUAUCACUCGUCGCAACAUGCACUCUGCCGGCUUGAAGCCUCCGACCUUAGACCCUUUUCGGAAGCUCGGAACACCACAGCCGGCCAAAGUAAGUGCAGGACAGCUAGCCACAUCAACUCCCGGAAGGCCCGACAGAGGUGACGUUGCCUUGCCUGCCAGUCGGCUUUCGGAGCUGGCGCAGCGCUUUCAUUUCAUCGAGCGCCAGGUGGAAGCUGACACGAAGUCCAGGAAGCACACGGAAGACUCAACUGUCGAGAACCUUUGGCUGGACGUGCAGCGACUGGAUGACUGCAUCUCGCAGGAGGCGCAGGUGCGAACACAAAAGCUGCAGGACAUGAAAAGGGUGGUUCUGCAGCCAAAGAUCACACAGGCUCAAGGCAAGCUCGAGGCUGCCUUCUUGAAUCAGCUGGAACAUGUUCAUGGCCUUCUGGAUGCCGUCAACGAUCGGAUGGCGUCGGUGGAGAAGGAUUUCCAGCAGUCAAGGGCGCGCUAUAUUGGGCAAAUGGACAUGGAAGCUUCUGCAAUCGAGCAAGAUUUGACGGAAUUCAAAAAGGCUUUCCAGCUGGAGCAGACACAUCGACAGGAGCGAGAAAAGACUUUUCGCGAGCGGCUGGAGUCUGCCAGGGUCCACACGGCUGAGAAGCUGGCCAGGGACGAUCAGCUGGCUGACAGGAAGUAUGCUCAGCUUCUGCGUGAUGCUGAUGAAAGCGUGCGAGAGCGGGACCGGGAGCAGCAAAAGUUCAAGGAGCAGGUCGAUGCCGAGAUCGCAGCACUGAAGACUUCCAUUUCCGAAGCUUCUAAGGCACGGAGUCAGGCGGAUGAUGACAUCGUGGCAGCAUUGAACCACUACACCAAGGAGCUCCAACAGGCCGUCAGCUCGGUCAGUCAUGGCGCAUUGCAAGCAGCGAUGCGUUCCUGA